Molecule: messenger RNA, 2202 nt
Organism: Nanorana parkeri
Lineage: Eukaryota; Metazoa; Chordata; Amphibia; Anura; Dicroglossidae
Product: IgGFc-binding protein-like
Exons: 6
Coding region: 1-2202 (733 amino acids)
Source: RefSeq, a predicted model, not a curated record
AUGGUGGUUUGCAAGGAGAGCAGCUGUAAGGCUGGUGAGCAGUGCGUGGUCAGGAAUGGAGUCCGCGUAUGUCAACCCUUAAGCUUCUCCACUUGCACAGGUUCUGGAGAUCCUCACUACACAACCUUCGAUGGCAAAAGAUAUGACUUCAUGGGUACCUGUAUAUACCAACUUGUGAACUCCAGUAGCCCUUCACUGACCUAUUUUAAUGUCAAAGUCCAGAACAACAAUCGAGGUGGGGACAAAGCUGUGUCCUAUACUAAAACUGUGACCUUGGAAGUUUAUGAUACCAUCUUCACGUUAAGCAUGGACUAUCCAGGUCAAAUAUUGGUUAAUGGCGUUGUCACCUCUCUGCCAUUCUACUUCCAAAUCAACAAAGUGGUGGCAUACACCAAUGGUGGACAGGGCAUUUUAAAAACAGAUUUUUACGUCACAGUUACUUAUGAUUGGGACAGCUAUGUGGCGGUCACCAUACCUAGCACUUAUACCAAUGCUGUUGAAGGCUUGUGUGGCAACAACAACAAGAACCCCAACGAUGACUUUAACAUGAAGGAUGGAAAACCAGCAGCAAAUGCAGUUGCUUUUGGUAACAGCUGGAAAGUCGGUGACGUUCCUGGUUGUAGCCCUGAGUGUACUGAAAGUUGCCCUCUUUGUACAGAAGCACAAAAGCAAGCCUACAAGGGUGACAAUUACUGUGGACUGAUCAUCAAGUCCAAUGGGCCUUUUGCUCUGUGUCGCUCAGUCAUUGACCCAACACCUUAUUUCAAUGACUGCAUUUUUGAUGCCUGCCAAUACAAGGGACACCCGUUCACAUUCUGUAAAGCCAUUGGGCUCUAUGUGGCCGCAUGCCAAGCUGCUGGUGUGAAAAUUCAGGAAUGGAGGAAACCAACUUUCUGCAGUUUGUCCUGCCCUGUAAACACUCACUACGAACUGUGUGGAAAUGCCUGCCCAGUCACAUGUUAUGGGCUCUCUUCACCGACUGGCUGUGACUCUCCUUGUAAGGAAGGCUGUUAUUGUAACAAUGGGUUCAUUCUAAGUGGUCGCAAGUGUGUGCCCAUCCGUGACUGUGGCUGUGUCUACCAGGAUAAGUAUUACCAGAAAAAUGAGGUCUUCUACCCACAGGGUCAGUGCAAACAGAGGUGCCGGUGUGGGGACGAUGGCAUUGUUAUUUGCGUGUCAGAUGUUUGCGGACCCGAGGAAGAAUGCAAACUUGUCAAUGGAGCUUGGGGAUGCCAACCCAAGGGGUACAGCAUAUGUGAUGGCGAAGGAGAGCCACAUUAUACCACCUUUGAUGGUCUAAGAUUUGACUUCCAAGGCACUUGCACAUAUUUCUUUGCAAAGGUUGUGGUUGAAGAUUCCCGACUUGUAACCUUUUCCGUGGUUGUAGAGAAUGAGAGCUAUGGCGAUGGUACAGUGGCCGUGACAAGACUGGUGGUGGUGUAUGUGUAUGGCUACAAGAUUGCCAUCGAGCGAGAUAUGAGAUCUAAAGUAAAGGUCAAUGGGGAGCUUAUCACAUUGCCAUUGAGUCUUGAAGAUGACAGUAUUGUCAUUAAUCAGGAAGGAGUCAAUGUUGUCCUACAAACAGACUUUGGCUUGAAGAUUUUCUACGACGCAAUCUAUCAUGUCAUCCUCAGUAUUCCCAGCUCAUACAGUGGCAAGAUGGGAGGCCUCUGUGGCAAUUUCAAUGGUAAUGAUAAAGAUGAAUUCCAGCUUCCCAACGGGCAGGUUGUUAAAAAAGUGAAUGAUUUUGGUGCUUCGUGGAAAGUCAGCAUCGCUGGUGCUAAGUGCAGCGAUGGCUGUGAAGAAGGUACAUGCCCAGUAUGUACUGAUGCCAAGUUGCAGAUAUACAAGGCAAAGUCCUCUUGCGGCAUAAUUACCGACCCAGCAGGACCGUUCAAGUCAUGUCACUCCACGGUCAAUCCAAAUGACUAUUUCGGCUAUUGUACCUAUGAUGCUUGUGCUGUUGACGGCAAGGACAACAUCGUGUGCAAGAGUAUUCAGGCCUAUGUCGCUGCUUGUCAUACCUUUGGUGUUACUAUCAGCUCUUGGAGAACCGCUGCAUUCUGUCCCUUCUUCUGUCCGGCCAACAGCCAUUAUGAACUUUGCACCAGAACUUGUGAUAACACUUGCUCCAGUCUCACAGCAUCAACAAAAUGUACAUAUAGAUGCUUUGAAGGCUGCGAAUAUUAUGUGUUCAGUUAA